UGGAUGGGGGUUAACAUUUUGAUGGGGGGGGGGAGUACUCAGAGAGCCACUCUGGUGGGGUAAGUAAUUAGUGCAGCGGGGUAAUUGAGUGAAGAUAGAUGGACAUGAGCUCUGCUGCAGAAGGCUGGACGCUGCAGCAGCAACUUUCGCCCCGCUGGUCCGGGGCAGCCCUGGAGUGACGUCACAGACGAGCUGCCGAGACCGGGAGCGGAGCCGGGCCGCUGACGGCAUGCGCAGGCUUCGCCGAUCCAAACCUCCGCCGUCCUCCCACCUUCGCGCCGCCGCUUUCCGCGCCUCGCCUUCCCUCAGAGAUUCCAGCGGCGAUCACUUACAGAAUAACACCGAUGGUGAUGAGGCUUCAGCACGUCUGCCAAUAUCAGUAUUCGUUUGUUUCUGUGGCAUCUGCGCAGCACGUGGAGAAUCCUGUGUGUGAUAAGUGUAAUUCCUUUUGACUAACUGAGGGGUGAUCCGGGGAUGGAGGAAGACCAGCAAGAGGCAGAAGCAAGCCCAACACCAUCAGCAGUAUUCGAUGACGAUCCACACAAUAUGUCAGAUAUUCCUCAAAACCUGUAUGAAGAUGCUUUUAAACUUUUGUGGGAAAUGAAGAUGCGAAAAAGGCAAGGAAAACCAAAUCUACCAGACACUGUCACUGAACUUAGCACAGAAGAUGGUUGUAAGGUGUACCUGGUUGGCACAGCCCACUUUAGCGAGAGUAGCAGAAAAGAUGUUGUAAAGACUAUUCAAGAAGUGCAGCCAGAUGUAGUAGUUGUAGAACUGUGUCAGUACAGAGUCUCCAUGCUCAAAAUGGAUGAAAAGACAUUACUUAAGGAAGCCAGAGAAAUCAAUCUGGACAAGUUGCAGCAAGCUAUAAAACAGAAUGGAGUAAUGUCUGGAUUGAUGCAGAUGCUACUAUUGAAGGUCUCUGCUCACAUCACAGAACAGCUGGGCAUGGCCCCAGGAGGGGAAUUCAGGGAGGCCUUCAAGGAGGCUGGAAAAGUGCCUUUCUGUAAGUUUCACCUUGGGGAUAGGCCCAUCCCCAUCACCUUUAAAAGGGCCAUUGCUGCACUUUCCCUCUGGCAAAAGGUCAAGUUAGCCUGGGGCCUCUGUUUCCUGUCUGAUCCUAUCAGUAAAGAUGACGUAGAAAAGUGCAAACAAAAAGAUCUUCUGGAGCAGAUGAUGUCUGAAAUGAUUGGAGAGUUUCCUGAUCUUCACCGCACCAUUGUUGCUGAACGAGAUGUUUACCUAGCCUAUAUGCUAAAACAAGCCGCAAAGCCGUUAGAACUACCUCUGGCUUUGGGAUCUGAGCCCAGCCAACGAAUACCAUCCGUUGUGGUAGGAGUAGUUGGAAUGGGUCAUGUGCCAGGAAUUGAGAAGAACUGGAAAAAUCUAUUAAAUAUUCAAGAAAUAAUAAGUGUUCCUCCACCUUCGUUAGCUACUAAAGUAUUGAAGUUUUCUCUUAAAACAACUGUUAUUGGACUCGUGGGUUAUGGCUGCUACCGUUUGGGAAAAGGGACCAUUCAGCUGAUGCUGUCAAGACCAUUAGUACAGAGUUACCUCCAUAAAUAUACAAAUCAAAUAUUCUAACUGAAAGGAAAACGUUUUGAAGACCUUUUACUUGUUGAUUGAGAAGUGCUGAUGGAAAAUAUGCAGGAAGCUUUGCAUUUUCCAAUGUUUGAUUUACACUUUGAAUUCAGUAACAGACGUGAUUCGUAACAUGGAUGAGGUCUCAUUACUGAAAGGCUACACCAACUGGGAGUGACGAGAAAUAAUCAUCAGAAAUUAUACUGAUUCCAUGUUAUGUAAAAACGCUUGAAUUUUAACUCGCAGGAAAUCUGAUCUGUGAAUGGCUUGAACUUAAUUCACAAGUUACUAUAUUUUAAGCCUGUCAAUUUGGGAUUAGGUGUGGAAGAACAUGGAAAAUUUACAAAUUCAUAUUUUGAAAUGUUGCAAUAUUACUAUUUUCAUUUAAUGCAACAUCAAGAGACCAAUGGAUACUUUAGAAUCAUGUUCAGAUGCCACUGAGGCAAUCUUGUGAUUAUCUCAGAUGUUCGUUACAACUGAAACUGCACAAAACUGUCUUACUAGAUUUCGAAGCAGUAUCCAUAAGGUAGCAGCUAAGUUGCAAUUUAAGAUGCAACCAGUAGCUUUUAGAAACAUUUAUUAACUCUUAUUUUGAAAGGUUAUGGAAUUCUAAUAAAAUAAGUAUUUAAAAUUAUUUAUGAUUCGCUCUUUCAAAAGUUACAUGCAAUCAUUUUUUUGCUUCCCAAUCUGAAGUUUGCCAUUUUACAAUGUAUUGCAAAGAAAGGGAUAGACUUCUUCCCCAUUUUCCUUCCCUCCCCUCCUACCCCUCACUCUCAGAUUUAAUCUCUGUUUCUGAAGAUAGUGACUCUUUGCAGAAGGGUGCCCUAUAAUUGCUGAGGCACCUUCCCUUUUAUUUUGGUCAGAUUUUUUUUCCAUGAUUCAUAUUAGUUUGAGUAUUGGUCGGCUAUUUUCCAGUGAGGGAGUGUCACUGUCAGGCUUAAUCAUGGCCUUGUUAAAUACAUAGGUUUCCAGUUGCAUGGUAGAUUCAGUACCUGUUUCUAUCCAGCAACUUUCUGCAUCAUUCAAAAUUUAUUAAGAACAUGUAAGCAAGUAAAAUGGCAUAAUCUGCUUUUGAUGGUCUACCCUUCUUGCCAUUGUCAUGUAAUGUUUAUAGGAUUCCUUACAGCCAAUUAAAUGCCAAUUCUGACCAGGCAAUAAUCUGAUUGAAAACUACUUCCUCCAUCGGACUGGGGAGCAUAAUAAAUUCUGAAGUGUUUUAUGAAUUACAUUGUGCUACAUUCAUUAUUUAUAGAUGGUUGAUAAUAAAAACACAAUUUGCCAGUGUUUUAGUUUGCAAGGUUUGCUGAAUCUUGUAGAUUACCUUAUUCUGAAUUUGUAUCUCUGUUAAAUGCCAUUUUUUUUUUCAGAUCAUUCAAGGAAUGUAGUAAGAUUUACCUAAAUGAUGUAGAUUAUGUCCACUUUUUGUGAAUCUGCAAUAUAUUAAUGGCACUUGGUAGGCUGUUUCUGCUUCAUAUUUGUAGGUCUAGUAUCACCUUCAACAAGAAAGCAUUGCCCUCUGAAAUUCUCUAUUCCAUCCAAUGCAAAUUGUGCAGGAAAAUAUGAAUAAAAAGUAAUAAUUUAUAACUUUAUCAGGAUUGCAACUUUUUCAUCUGAACAAUGGAAUUGUGUGUGGGUUAAUACGUGGGUAUAACCAUGCAGUUUUCUUAACAAGUAAAGGGCUCGAUUAGUUUUUAUUUAGCUUUUGAAUGCUUGAGGAAAUAUAAAGUGCACCUUGAUGCCUUUGGGGAGAUGGGUGUGAUUUGUAUGACAAACCAAUGUACCUGGUUUAUAACUGGUACAACUAAUUUAACAAUUUUGUUUUGAAUAAAAUUGUCAAGAAAAUGGGAGAGUGAAAUUAACGUAGUGGAAGUGCAUGCUUGCAUCAGGAAUCUGAAUGCAUUACAAGUGUUGUCUCUUAUGUUAAAAUAAUUGUGUGCCACAUAUAUCUUGAUUUGAAUAAGCUGUGACUUUAACCAUAUUAGUAUACAGUUCUGUUAAUCUGAUUUGAAGCAGAUUGCAUCAGCAGGUCUAAGUUAUAAAAUCAUAUGGAUCAUAAAAGCAUUUGUGUUAUUCAAAGGUCCUUGUGUUUGAAUAUCUUUUAAGAAACGUUUCAUCCUGAUGGAAUGAAGAUACUUCCUCCUAAGGCUUUAGUUUAAAAAAAAUUCAGCAAGCAAAAUGCUACCUUCAUAUCUGCUUGUUAUAUGGUACUAUUUAAUUUUGAUGAGGAAAAUAGAAUUAAAUGUGGAAAAACGUAAUUUAACACACCCAUUCACUCUCACAGAAAAGGCCUUGUUUGAAUUCUAGAUUUUCAGACUAAACACUUAAAAUAGAUGCUCACAGUGUUGUGACUUUUCAGUCAGUAUUUUUUCCAACACUGAGAUGAGCUGUGUCUCUUGUGAUGCAUUAAAUAGUUUCAUCACUGAAUUCAUUUAAACUGAAAUUAAGUUUUCAGUAGUGCCUAUACAUAAAUAAUCAAGUCCUUCUGCUUUACAUGUAACUGCAAAGAUUUUUUUUCUCUAAUAUGGUUAUUUCUGUUAUUUUGAAGCUUUCUGUGCAAAAUUUACCCCUGCUGGAUAUUGUGGUGUACAGCAAUUUAGAUUCAUUCUGAAAACUUAACAACUCUGCCUUAUAUGCAAACCUCUCCUUAAGUAAAACUGAUACUGAACAUUCUUUUUCUAUGCGCACAGCCUGAAUUAAUGCAAAAUGUAAAAGUUCAGGAAGGUGUUAAUUGUUAAAAUACUUUUCCAAUAGAAGUCAAUGUGCAUUUAUUAUAAUAUGAUUUACAAGAACAAAGUGGGCCUAUUAGUCUUGACUGUGACAAAAAUCAAUGUAGUCAAGUUUGUAUUAUGUAUUUGAACUAAUUCAAAAUGUAUUUGGAGAAGAUGAGAAAUAAAGAUAAUGGGCGAUAAAAGUUGAUCUGGUCACUGGAUUUAGCAGUCUUAACAAUAUUUAAGUCUGCACUUUUCCAAAUCAUAAAUACUUAACACUACCUAUAAAUCACUGAAAAUGUGAAGUACAACUAAAUUUAAAUUCCAGCAUCAUUAUUUCUGUUCCUGAGAUUGUUUGCUAAAAUACUUAAUUUUGACAUGACAUUCCCUGGAAAGUGUUAUUUUUAAUGUACCAAAAAAAACUUGAUUUUUAUUUAGUUACCUAUUGUGUGAUGCUGCCUUGCCAGGCUUUCAUUUCUGCUUCUCAGGUACUGUACUUCUGUUUUAAGUGGAAUCUUAAACUUUCACUUGGUUGAACUUUUGAGUUGUACGAAGUCAGGGUUUCUGGGCAUCAUGCUAUGGGUUAUGUGGUUUUUGUAUCAUGUCUUUCCAUUGUAAUAUAAAUUUAAAAGAUCUAUAUUCAAUUUCUGUAGGAUUGUGCCUUUUAACUGCUGAGCAUUCUGAGGUAUUGCAGAUCAUAAUGGUAACGUUAUUAUAAAAAUAAAGUUUUGCAGACAUUU
Pristis pectinata (smalltooth sawfish) is the source of this 5029-nucleotide messenger RNA. RefSeq names its product TraB domain containing (gene trabd). The transcript has 11 exons. Lineage: Eukaryota; Metazoa; Chordata; Chondrichthyes; Rhinopristiformes; Pristidae. The record is from RefSeq and is a predicted model, not a curated record. Bases 475 to 1584 code for a protein of 369 amino acids.